Oryza sativa Japonica Group (Japanese rice) is the source of this 1867-nucleotide messenger RNA. Its product is annotated as adenylate isopentenyltransferase. Gene Ontology annotation, molecular function: tRNA dimethylallyltransferase activity. Gene Ontology annotation, biological process: tRNA modification. Gene Ontology annotation, cellular component: mitochondrion. Lineage: Eukaryota; Viridiplantae; Streptophyta; Magnoliopsida; Poales; Poaceae. The record is from RefSeq and is a predicted model, not a curated record.
CAUUGCCCGUGUGAAUGCCAAUGAUACAGAGCCCCCCAAGAGCAGAGCAAGCGCGAGAACACACACCAACAACGCAACAAACCACCAGGCGUGCGCGUGCAAGCGCAAGGCUUGAAACGGAGAGACACGAAAAGCGCCAAGGUGUUCGCCCAUCAUUAUAAUCAGCUUAUAAGGGCGCGAGCGAAACCGCACAGUUGUACACUUGGACUCGCAAACUAGACUCUCCGUCUCCUUGCGCUGCGCGUUAUAUCGGCUCUGCCUAUAUAAGUGUGCUGAGGCGACUGGGGCUCGGUGAGUGUUUUGGGUGGGCCGGCUUUAUGAGCAGUCUCGGUUUGAAGAUCCGCACCGUCGUCCGCUCACCUAUGGCGGCCGCGGCCGUCGCUGGCGUCGGAAGGGAUGGUAGCUUCGCCUCCCAGAAGCGGCCACGUCGGGUUAGUGUGAGAAUGGAGAGAAGCAGAGUCGGGGACGGUUGCUGCUGCUCCUGCUCUGGCCGCGGCGGGGUGGCGUCCACUACGGCGGUCCGGCCGUCCACGGGGAUGGUGGUGAUCGUCGGCGCCACGGGCACGGGGAAGACCAAGCUUUCCAUCGACGCGGCGCAGGAGCUCGCCGGCGAGGUGGUGAACGCUGACAAGAUUCAGCUGUACGACGGCCUCGACGUCACCACGAACAAGGUGUCGCUCGCCGACCGCCGGGGCGUCCCGCACCACCUCCUCGGCGCAAUCCGCGCCGAGGCCGGGGAGCUGCCGCCGUCGUCGUUCCGCUCGCUCGCCGCCGCCGCCGCGGCCGGCAUCGCGUCGCGCGGGCGCGUGCCGGUCGUGGCCGGCGGGUCCAACUCGCUCAUCCACGCGCUCCUCGCUGACCCCAUCGAUGCCGCGCCGCGUGACCCUUUCGCGGACGCCGAUGUCGGGUACCGGCCGGCGCUCCGGUUCCCGUGCUGCCUCCUCUGGGUCGACGUCGACGACGAUGUUCUCGACGAAUACCUCGACCGGCGCGUGGACGACAUGGUCGGCGAGGGGAUGGUCGAGGAGCUCGAGGAAUACUUCGCGACGACGUCGGCCUCGGAGCGGGCCUCGCACGCCGGGCUGGGCAAGGCCAUCGGCGUGCCGGAGCUCGGCGACUACUUCGCCGGGCGCAAGAGCCUCGACGCGGCGAUAGACGAGAUCAAGGCCAACACGCGGGUCCUCGCGGCCCGCCAGGUCGGCAAGAUCCGACGCAUGGCCGACGUUUGGGGCUGGCCCAUCCGCCGCCUCGACGCCACGGCCACCAUCCGGGCGCGGCUCUCCGGCGCCGGCCGCGCCGCCGAGGCCGCCGCGUGGGAGCGCGACGUGCGCGGGCCAGGCCUCGCCGCGAUGCGUCAGUUCGUCGGCCGCGCCGACUUCAACGCCGCAGCGGUCGACCAGCUAGCCGCGCGGAGUCGGAGGCAAUGCCUUCGCGGUGGCAUGGUGGCCGGCUGAGCCCGAGCGGAGGAAAAAAAAAAAAGCUUGCGUGCUUUUGGGUUCAAAAUUUUUCGAUAGGCCGCCGAUUUUGGCGGGCCCGAUGGCUCAUCUGACACAGGUCGGUGGGGCCACAGGACAUGCUACAGCGAAAGACAGAGCACAAUACAGAGCAAGCAGGAACAAGAAAUAGAGAGAAAAGGCAGAGAGCUGUGAAGUUUUGCAGAGAGGACUGUGAAUUCCUUCUCCCUGGCCUGGAGGCUGCUUAAUCUUCUUUUGGAUUCAUCAACCUUUUUCCUAGCUAGCCACCAUUGUAUACAGUGUAAUCUACUGCUCCCCCUUGUUCAAAUUUUGAAAUAGUUUUACAUUUUCAACCUGACCUUGAGGAGGAUAUUACAGGAUUCAUCACCAUGCACCAGAUGCACUUGGUUUUC